ACCUGUAGUCGGUGCAUGCGGGGGACGAGCGGCACUACGGGGACGAAUACGGACCAAACACUUCAGGAAACAAGUAUACAAGUGAUACAAUGAUUAUGAAGAUUAUCCAAAAUAUCUGUUACUAACGAUAUGUUUCAGAGAAGACGAGUCCAAAAUAUUCGAUGUGUGUAUUGGAAGAAAGUUGCGACCUUGGUCAUUUGUGUGACGAUAUUCUUCGGAUGCCGUUUUCUGCUGCUCAGUAAACGCGAGGUAAACAAUCGUCUGCCCCAAGACUUCAAGGAGUUACGGCACAGAAUUCCAGAACAGGGAAACCCAGCUGCUGCCGUCGGCAAAUCGACAGGUAUUCCGGAAUUUCUUUCACACCAUGCAAGAAUUCAUGGUCAGAGUUACGCACAGGUCAAGUUUGGUGAUUCGUGUUAUGAGAUGGACAAUAGAACGUUCUCCUAUUCAAAGCCACACAGCGACGAUAAACUAACACUCAGGGGUUGUAGGAAGCGAUUCCCCGAUGCCCUCAUUAUCGGGUCUAAACAAUGUAGCACUGUCAACUUAGGUCAUUUUCUGAGUUUUCAUCCGUCCAUUGCACUUAAACACAACAGAAGCAGCGAAGUUCAUUUCUUCGAUUUGCACCAAGAUGAAGGAUUCGCGUGGUACCGGGAUCAGCUGCUCUAUGCAACAAAACAACAGGUCGUCAUGGAGAACACACCGCAGUACCUGACAUGGCCUCAUGACUGCGCUAAGAAAGUCCACGAUUACAUCUCAUCGAAGACGAAACUUGUUGUUAUUCUGUGUGAUCCAGUGAAGCGGGCAAUCGCCGACUAUGUCGCUUCUAUCGCACCAAGACCGCGCGCUGACAUCAACAAACGGAGACAUUACAAAAUCGGGAACACAUUUGAACAGUCUGUCAUCGAUAACGAAUAUUCUGUUAAUUCCAUCAACUAUUACAACGAACUUAUAGACGCUGGUGUAUACAUCAAACACAUACUGCCAUGGUUAGAAUAUUUUCCCGGAAACCAAAUGUACAUCGCCGAUGCUGGAGAGUUGGCAAGCGACCCAUACGCAGAACUCCAUCGACUGGAAGCGUUUCUUGGUCUUCCCGAAUUCUUUUUCAGGGGACACUUUUAUUUCGACGAAGUGAAGCGAUUAUAUUGCAUGGCAUUUCCAUAUAAACAUUGCACCAAUGACGGGGUAGACCCUCUAAACUAUCCGGAUGUAGAUGAUGCGAUUCUUGAUAAAUUGUAUGAAUAUUAUCAUCCAUAUGACGCUCUAUUGUCGGAUAUGUUCAACCGAACAUUUUCCUGGAUGGGAAUAUAUGAAGAGUUGGCACUGUAA
This is a messenger RNA of Saccoglossus kowalevskii, 1329 nucleotides long. RefSeq names its product heparan sulfate glucosamine 3-O-sulfotransferase 1-like. The record is from RefSeq and is a predicted model, not a curated record. Gene Ontology annotation, molecular function: [heparan sulfate]-glucosamine 3-sulfotransferase activity. NCBI's taxonomy places the organism in Eukaryota, Metazoa, Hemichordata, Enteropneusta, Harrimaniidae.